GUCAGUUUUCAUUAUAAGUGGUUAUAACAGGAAGUUUCUUUCUCAUGCAAGGUCUUUCUUCACUGCCGGCUCUGCUUUGACUAAAACUGCAAAUGGAAAGGUUUAAAAUCUUCCUUUUGACAGUGGCAGUGUGUGUGCUAGUUACAUCUCAAGAAAGCACUACUGAUCCACCUGUACCACAAAUCCAGUCUGAAUGGAGCGAAGCGUUUCAUGGUGAAAAAGUCUCUUUGAAGUGUGUCAUACAAGAUUCAAACAGCUGGAAUUAUACGUGGUUCAAGGGCCUGAACGAGAUUGUCUCCAAUGAUGAAACAAACAUACAAGGAAACACUCUCACACUCUCGGUUCAGUCCGGUCAUGGCGGGGUGUAUGAGUGUCAAGCUGAGCUGCAGGACAGAAAUGUGACGACUGCAAAAAGCCCACCGCAUUCGUUAAGAGUCCAUGAGCUGCCUAAACCAGAACUGUCAAUCGUGUCUCAAUGGAAAACAUUUUACCCGACUGAAAAACUGACUCUGAAAUGUUCAAUCAAAGAAGAUUCAAAUAAAUGGGACUAUGAAUGGUUUAGAAACGGAGCUCUGCUUUCCCAGGACAAGGACAUUUCCUUUUCUGGAAACACACUCUCCAUCAGCUCAGUUAAUGUGGUUCAUGCUGGACAGUACACCUGCAGAGGAAAACAUCAGACGAGAAAGCCAGUGACUACAGGAAAAACUGAAGCUCUGCAACUUAAUGUUCAUGAUACCACUCCAAAGCCAACAAUUACAAAAAAUCAGUGGUUUGAGCCCUUCUACAGUAAGGAGCGAGUACAGCUUAAUUGUAAUAUGCCAGGAGUUGGUUGGGAAUAUCACUGGUAUAAAGGCUCAAAUCGUCUGACCACAAGUCCAGAAUUCACCAUCGACUCAGUAUCUGUCACUGACACUGGUAACUAUCAAUGCAAAGCACAGAGAGGAGACUUCUCAGUGGACAGUGAGACUCUACAAGUAAGAGUUCAAGAUCCACCUAAACCACAAAUCCAGUCUGAAUGGACUGAAGCAUUUCAUGGUGAAAAAGUCUCUUUGCAGUGUGUCAUACAAGAUUCAGAAAGCUGGAAGUAUACGUGGUUGAGGGACCAGAAUAAGAUUGUCUCCAGUGAUGUAACAAACAUAAAAGGAAACACUCUCACACUCUCGGUUCAGUCCGAUCAUGGCGGGGUGUAUGAGUGUCAAGCUGAGCUGCAGGACAGAAAUGUGAUGACUGGUAAAAGCCCACCGCAUUCGUUAACAGUCCAUGGACCACAGCCAACAAUCGUUCUGAAGCAAGAUCCAUCAUACCCAGAGAUCUACACUGGAGAACAAGUCAGACUCAAUUGUAGUAUUCAAGAGAAGACUUCAAAAUGGCAAUAUAUUUGGGAAAAAGAUUCACGGCAAGUAAACACUGACCCCAGCAAUCCAGUUUACACAAUUCAAUCUGCUUCACUCUCUGAAAACGGAGAAUACACUUGUCAAGUAAGAAGGGGAGAGAAGACAUCAUCAAAGUCUAGAAAGCUGACAGUAAAAGAUCCACCUAAACCAGAACUGUCAAUCAUGUCUCAAUGGAAAACAUUUUACACGACUGAAAAACUGACUCUGAAAUGUUCAAUCAAAGAAGAUUCAGAUAAAUGGGACUAUGAAUGGUUUAAAAACGGAGCUCCGCUUCCCUCUUCUGGAAGCACACUCUCCAUCAGCUCAGUUAAUGUGGUUCAUGCUGGACAAUACACCUGCAGAGGAAAACAUCAGACGAGAAAGCCAGUGACUACAGGAAAAACUGAAGCUCUGCAACUUCAUGUUCAUGAUACCACUCCAAAGCCAACAAUUACAAAAAAUCAGUGGUUUGAGCCCUUCUACAGUAAGGAGCGAGUACAGCUUAAUUGUAAUAUGCCAGGAGUUGGUUGGGAAUAUCACUGGUAUAAAGGCUCAAAUCGUCUGACCACAAGUCCAGAAUUCACCAUCGACUCAGUAUCUGUCACUGACACUGGUGACUAUCAAUGCAAAGCACAGAGAGGAGACUUCUCAGUGGACAGUGAGACUCUACAAGUAAGAGUUCAAGAUCCACCUAAACCACAAAUCCAGUCUGAAUGGACUGAAGCAUUUCAUGGUGAGAAAGUCUCUUUGCAGUGUGUCAUACAAGAUUCAGAAAGCUGGAAGUAUACGUGGUUCAGGGACCAGAACAAGAUGGUCUCGAAAGAUGGAACAAUUAUCAUGAUAGGAAACACUCUCACACUCUCGGUUCAGUCCGAUCAUGGCGGGGUGUAUGAGUGUCAAGCUGAGCUGCAGGACAGAAAUGUGAUGACUACAAAAAGCCCAGCGCAUUCGUUAAGAGUCCAUGGACCACAGCCAACAAUCGUUCUGAAGCAAGAUCCAUCAUACCCAGAGAUCUACACUGGAGAACAAGUCAGACUCAUUUGUAGUAUUCAAGAGAAGACUUCAAAAUGGCAAUAUAUUUGGGAAAAAGAUUCACGGCAAGUAAACACUGACCCCAGCAAUCCAGUUUACACAAUUCAAUCUGCUUCACUCCCUCAAAACGGAGAAUACUCUUGCCAAGUAAGAAGGGGAGAGAAGACAUCAUCAAAGUCUAGAAAGCUGACAGUAAAAGAGCCACCUAAACCAGAACUGUCAAUCAUGUCUCAAUGGAAAACAUUUUACCCGACUGAAAAACUGACUCUGAAAUGUUCAAUCAAAGAAGAUUCAGAUAAAUGGGACUAUGAAUGGUUUAGAAACGGAGCUCCGCUUUCCCAGGACAAGGACAUUUCCUUUUCUGGAAACAAACUCUCCAUCAGCUCAGUUAAUGUGGUUCAUGCUGGACAGUACACCUGCAGAGGAAAACAUCAGACGAGAAAACCAGUGACUACAGGAAAAACUGAAGCUCUGCAACUUCAUGUUCAUGACAUAACCCCAAAAGCAGACAUUUCAAAACAUCAGUGGUUUGAGUUUUUCUACACUGAGGAACGAGUCCAUCUUAAUUGUACUAUGUCAGGAGUUGGCUGGCAAUACCAGUGGUAUAAAGGCUCAUCUCCUCUGAUCAAAAAUGCAGAAUUGGCCUUCAGCUCAGUAUCUCACACUCACAUUGGUGACUAUCACUGCAAAGCACAGAGAGGAGAUUUCUCAGUGAACAGUGAGACUCUACAAGUGCAAGUUCAAGCUCGUCCAGCUGUCUCUCUGAGUCUGGAGACUGAACUGGGCGACAUUAUGACUGGUGACAUGACUCUGAGGUGUAACGUCUCAGACGGCAGACAGUGGAACUACACCUGGUUCAUGAACGGACAGCAGCUCAACGAAACCUCAGAUCUACUCAAAAGGAAAGGAAAUGAGGAAACAAUCAAAAGUGAAUUCAAGUGCAAGGGAAUAAACACAGAGAGACCUCUGUACUCCGCUCUGAGUGACGGCUUCAUAGCCAAUAAUAUCAUAUUCAAAAGGAAGAUCCUGCUGGCCAUCUCCUUAUGUCUCGUCUGCUGUAUUGUAAUCCUGAUCAUUGGAUGCAUCGUUCUAAAAAUCACCCGUAAACCAGAGGUCAAAGAGACGGCACAAGACGACUUGUUUUUCUCGAUGACAGACUCCAAGAUCCAAGCUGCUUCACCCAUGAAGGAGUACAUGGACAACAGUCCGACAGAGCUGGAGGAAUGUCAGGAAAAAGAAGAACUGAUCACUGAUCGUACUUCAGCCGUUCAAGAGGAUGCUGUGAUUAAAGAUGAAGAAACGCCGGCGUCAGAAGCCAAUGGCCUGAUAUCAUUUAAAGGACUCUGAACCGUUUUACUAGCAAUCACCAUCAUGAUGAAGUUUCUGUAUUUGCACGAGGCACAGCUAAAUGACACACAGUAUGCUGAUUUUAAAAUGACUGCAUAUAGCACGCCACUUUGUGAAGUGGCAGCUGCUCUUUUGUGUACUCUUAAAGGCUAAAAACCAGCUUGUUUACGGUUUCUAAAAAUGUAAAACUGGACUGUGUUGUGGAGACAUACAGCUGUAAAUAAAGACAGUGAAUGUAGAGCGGGAUGAAUGACAGACACCAAAACAUUACAGUUAUCAGAAGAAAGAAAUCUUGCUGUAUAUAUCUGUACAUACCCAUAACAUCUGAUUCAUAUUGCAAAUAUUACAACACAACACAACAGAAAACAAAAACUAUUGAUUUGUAAUGCAUCUACUGUAGUGGAUAAUUUUGUUAUUGUAAUUUAUUUGCAUGUUGAACAAAAGCUUUUACUUUUUCCUCUGUAUAAGUGCCUUUUUUUUCAUUUUGAUCGAAGAUCUUAAAAGUACUAUUAUGUUGUUUUUUUCUACCUAUUAAAAUCGUUUUAAGUGUUUUGAUUCUGGAUUAUUUGCAUUUAAAUAAACAUGUUUAGUUCA
Molecule: messenger RNA, 4346 nt
Organism: Carassius gibelio (silver crucian carp)
Lineage: Eukaryota; Metazoa; Chordata; Actinopteri; Cypriniformes; Cyprinidae
Product: carcinoembryonic antigen-related cell adhesion molecule 5-like
Exons: 20
Coding region: 93-3752 (1219 amino acids)
Biological process (GO): cell surface receptor signaling pathway
Molecular function (GO): transmembrane signaling receptor activity
Source: RefSeq, a predicted model, not a curated record